Molecule: messenger RNA, 822 nt
Organism: Clonostachys rhizophaga
Lineage: Eukaryota; Fungi; Ascomycota; Sordariomycetes; Hypocreales; Bionectriaceae
Source: the annotation of a GenBank genome assembly
AUGUUGACGCUGAUCAUCCCUUUGAUCUUAUCACGACACCUGCGUACACGUUACCUUCUGAAACCAAGAGAUGGCAUGUGCUCACAACAUGAUCAUUCGUGGCCUGAACUCAAUAUACCCCAAUCACAACACGCCCAGCCCUCCGACCAUCACGCGUUCUGCAACUAUGCCAAUCAGUGGUAUCAAUAUCUUCAUGUCCACUACUCUGGAGAGGAGAAACAUUACUUCCCAGCUAUUGAGCGUCUCUCAAGGCAAGGGGGACUCAUGAGUCGUAAUGUGGAUCAACACAAGGCGUUCCAGGACGGGGUCGAGGAGUUCAGCCUAUAUGUUCAGGGUUGCCUGAAUGAAAACCCCGAUUUUAGGGGCAAUGAGCUCAUUAGGAUUAUCGACGCAUUCUCUGAGGCUCUCAUUGGGCACUUGAAUGGUGAAAUCGAAACAAUGCUUGGCCUUCCGGAGGUUGGCGAAGAGAGAACGGCGGAAAUACUGGAUAUACAUGCUCAAGCUGUAGGGGGCGUUCUGGUAAGGACCUGCAAUAUGCCUAUUGAUGAACAGCACCUGCUGAUUGCCUCCCCGUACAACAGAAAGCAGGGAAUGGUCACCAGGCUGCCGUUUGCGAUAAGCAACCUGGAUCUUCACUACGAUGGCGGCAUACGUGCUAAGACGUUCCCACCCCCAGAGGCAGCAGAGCCUUUGUUCGUGAUCCGACAUAUCGGAUUAUGGUUUCAUCGAGACUGGUGGAAGUUUGCUUCCUGUGACCGCUUAGGAAACCUGCAGCCCCUUUAUGCUGUACCAAAGAAGUCAAAACAUUACCGUUCUGGGUAG